This is a messenger RNA of Dinoponera quadriceps, 2305 nucleotides long. Its product is annotated as nucleoplasmin-like protein. Lineage: Eukaryota; Metazoa; Arthropoda; Insecta; Hymenoptera; Formicidae. Gene Ontology annotation, biological process: chromatin remodeling. The coding region runs from base 471 to 1040 and encodes 189 amino acids. The transcript is spliced from 7 exons. The record is from RefSeq and is a predicted model, not a curated record. Gene Ontology annotation, molecular function: histone binding; chromatin binding; RNA binding. Gene Ontology annotation, cellular component: nucleoplasm; nucleolus; cytoplasm.
CUCACCUUUCUUCACCGUCUGCCACUCGUGCGUCGCCACGAAGGUGCUUUCGUUUUUCUCGGCCCCGCCGAAGAUCGCGAGCGACAGAGACCGUAGGUUUGCGUCGCGCUCGCUGGAGAAAUAAAUUCCCGAAUCGACAGAAACGGGGGGGUUCGCCACACUCGUCGCCUUCGCUGAGGAGACCCUGGCAACGUCGCACGCCACAUCCGGCCAAUCGGCGCGCGGAACGUACUCUGAGCGCGCGAGGCGACUACGCGAGUACGCCACUCGGCUUAUUUGCUACGCGUUCGGCCAGCACGUGCGACUCCCGCGGUACCUCCGCGCAGUAAUCGGUCGGUUGCGCGCGCGCGCGGCGUCUCUCCAGCCUCUCCAUCACCGCGUACGGCGUCACGCACACGUCCACCGUCGGUCCCCGAGAACACACUGGUCACGCUUAGCCCCGAGAAUCCGCUGAUAUCGGACCGAUCGCCAUGGCGGAAGAGUAUCUCUACGGAAUCACCCUCGAGGGACUGAACGCCAGCGAGGUAUGGGACCCCGAACACAAGAAUGACGAUCUCGACGGCACGAACCAGCACAUGGGCGCCGAUCAGAAGCUCAUCAUCAAAAUGGCGCUCUUGGGACCAGAAGCCAAGCCUGGAGAGCUCAAUGUGCUGCAGGUUGAGGCGAUGGGAUUGAAGGGACCCAUCAAAACGCCAAUUGCUUUGUUAGAAAUGGGAAAAACGGCGCAAAUCAUUCUUGAUCUUAGUUUCCCAGACCCUCCUGUCACGUUUACAUUGGUUAAUGGCAGCGGGCCUGUUCAUAUAGUUGGGCAUAAUCUCCUUGGUACUCACAUCGAAGAGUUUGACGAUAUAGAUGAUGAUAUGGAGGAGGAAAAUAUUGAUGACGAGGAGGAUGAGAAGGCUCCGCAAAUGAAACGAAAGCUUUCCGCAGAGGACCCUGAUGACGAGGACGAUGAAGAUGACGAACCUAAGAAGAAGAAUGCCAAAUUGACAACUGCAGCCAAAUACAAAAAUCAGGCUAACAAGAACAAGAAAAAAUAAACAUGAGCCUUAAAAUUAUGGAAAUACAAUAAACUCUUAAGUUAGGAUAUUAAACUUAAGUCCGUCAUUAUCAUCUGUGCAUUUGUGCGAAUCUAGUAUCAUUUCACGAGGGUCUUGCCCCUUUUUAACUCAUCAUUUCAUUAUCAAACGACAAACGUUGCCUUCCACUUUUUGAGAAACACAACUGGACCCACGAGAUUUUACUGAGAUUAUUAUAGCGUGAUUUUCAGCGAUUUAUCACAUCUUGGUAAUUCUCUCACAAAGAAAGAAAAAAAAGGAUGACAUUGCGUUAUGUCGAGAAACAUUUAUUUGCACUUUGACGGAUGUAUAGAAUAAGAGCACUUUUUGCUGUGGUUAGUCUAAUGCUUUUUUCCUUCUUCAAAGCAGGACUUGUUACAUUUAUUGCAUGUAACUUGAGUAUCUGCGUCAAACUACUGGAAAUGCAUAUUCAACUUUUUUUCGUAACCUCCUCGCUUAUCUCCAGAAAGUAUUUUCUAAUCACGUUCAAGUGUAUGGGGAAACAUUUUUAAAUACAAUGCACGACAAUAGUUUGUUUCUUUUUCUGAACUAAAAGUUCAAAUUUAAUUUCACUACAUUAACCGCGAUACAAAUUGUGUGAGCGCACGUUUUCUGCGAAAGCAGCGCUUGGACAAUUUUCUGGCCCAGUUGUUGUUACUGUGAAAUCAGUGGAAAGCCAAUGAACGGAUAUACAGUCAUACGUUUUACGUUCUCUCUCUCUCUCUCUCUCUCUCUCUCUCUCUCUCUCUCUCUCUCCUCCGAGAUCGUGUUCAUAUCGACGCACUUCCAGAGAUGCGAAAAAAAAUAUAUUAUUCUAACGUAGCCGUAUAAACACGAUUUGAAAAUAGUCUCCUAUAAGAAAAUGGCGCGAUAAAGGCUCCUUUGUAACUAAUUAUUUUCGUGUGUACAAGAUGGGGGAAAGGAUUAAUAGUCGUUCGGAGAGAUUUCUCUACUCCGGAAUCUUACUUGUGUCUGUAAAAAAAGAUAUCAACAUUAUGCAAAGAGGAAGCAUAUACAUAUGUCAUCUCUCAACAUUCAUUCCAUUUGAUGAAAGGUAAUAGAAAUGGGGGUUACAGGUGUACCGGGUAAAAGAAAUGUUCUUACAUUGAUGUCAGCACGCGACUGCAGCACGCGAAACGUGCUAUGAGACACGCGUACGGAUCCGAGUAGCUUGUACACCUAGUAGUCUGUACACCUAUUUUGUACAUAUACGAUACAAUAAAAAAUUUCACAACUUUUAAUCCGUA